Odontomachus brunneus is the source of this 1514-nucleotide messenger RNA. It is a transcript of the gene CAHbeta, whose product is annotated as beta carbonic anhydrase 1. The transcript has 5 exons. The record is from RefSeq and is a predicted model, not a curated record. The coding region runs from base 6 to 854 and encodes 282 amino acids. NCBI's taxonomy places the organism in Eukaryota, Metazoa, Arthropoda, Insecta, Hymenoptera, Formicidae. Gene Ontology annotation, molecular function: zinc ion binding; carbonate dehydratase activity.
UGUAAAUGGUGGAAUUGUGUACUGUCAUCUGUACUCAUACUGGAAAGAAAGUUUCUAACGAUAUAGUAUUAUCCGAAUGCCACACGAUGGACAGGAUACUUAAAGGGAUCAUGAAGUACAGAAAGUGCCAUCGGGAAGGAAUGGUGAAGCAAUUUCAACAAGUUCGAGAUCACCCCGAGCCGAAAGCAGUGUUCUUUACCUGCAUGGACUCCCGGAUGAUCCCAACUAGAUUUACGGAAACAAACGUUGGGGACAUGUUUGUCGUACGGAAUCCCGGUAAUGUUGUCCCGCAUUCGCAGCAUUUCGUGGACGAAUUUACUAUGUGCGAAUCGGCGGCGCUGGAGCUCGGCUGCGUGGUGAACGACAUAAGGCAUGUCAUAGUCUGCGGCCAUAGCGAUUGCAAAGCGAUGAACUUGCUCUACGCGCUGCGGGACGAGGAAUUUGCAUCUCAAAUGAACAGGAGAAUAUCGCCGCUGAGAGCAUGGCUGUGCGCGCACGCCAGCAGCAGCUUGGCGAAGUUUCAGCAUCUUGAAGUCGCCGGUUUCCACGAGCCGAUUAUCUUUCAGGCCGAGACGCCGCUGCGAAAAUUCGUCGCUUACAUCGAUCCGGAGGAUAAGUUCGCCAUCGAGGACAAGCUGUCGCAAAUUAAUACGUUACAGCAGCUACAGAACAUCGCGUCCUACGGCUUUCUGAAGAAGCGUCUGGAAAGGCACGAUCUGCACAUUCACGCCCUGUGGUUCGACAUCUACACCGGGGAUAUUUACUAUUUCAGCCGUGCCAACAAGAGAUUUGUGGAGAUAAACGAGACGACGGAGCUUGCUCUGCUGAAAGAAAUUACAAAAUAUUACUCGUAGACAUAUUCUUCGGCGACGCACAUUUCUAUUGUCUCGGCACAAUCGCCGAUUAACAUUGCGUUUCCAGAGACACGCACAAAGUAGGUCGCGAGGGAAUAAUCAUAUGUAUAUUUUUAUGUGCUCGGAUCGAGAGAUUUGUGCCUCCCCCGCAAAUCCCGUCGACAUUUCCACGGGGAAUUGCGCGAAUUGUACCAAACGAAAUUCUUGUCUGCUACUAAUUCGUUGCUGAUGUUCAAUGUGAUAUGCUUAAUACACACUAUUAUGUGUAUAACGGACUGCCACGAGACGCGCACAAGGAAGGAACGUUUGUUGUGUUCAGCGUUCUCCAAACAUUCGGUUAACGUUCAGCGAUUCACAGGACUAAUUAGCAGAUUUGCAGAACGGAUUGACGUUAACGUUCCAAUUCUGUCUAAGUACAAUCUAUCGGAUAUAUUAGUUACUAAUUGUUUUUUAAGUGUCUUGUUUUGCUAAAUAUAACCAUUCCUUGCCGAUUGAUUGAUUGAGACACAGGUCGUAAUUGAGAUGUAGCACAUAUAUUAAAUAAAUUUCUGCGAAAUAGAUUUUUUAUUUAUCGUGUUAUGACAAGUUAUGUUUAUAUAGAAUUUAUUUAUGUUAAUAAAAAAAUUUUUUAAAUUUUAAUAAACUAUAUAUAUGUGGAGA